UAUAAAAAAUAUGGGCUGGAAUCUUAUAGGACCUAUACUCAAAUGUAUGCUGAAACAAGGGCAAGAUGAUACUGAGAGAGAAUAUUGUAUGAAAAUGCUAGACAAGUUGGUAGAAAUGUGCAGUGCAAAAGAGCUUAUAUUGGGCUUCCUGGAACAGAUUGAACAAGCUUCUAUGGAACAGACAUCCUCAGUUAUUUUACUUCUGCUUAAGCCUUUGCAAGAAGUACUUCUUAAACUUGAUACUAAGAAAGCAUAUUCAGUGGGGUUGUCGCUGUCUACCAUUUUGAGCCAACUCUCCUGUCUGCCCAUUCCAUACACAACACAGCAACUGCAAGAAGACCAGCAUGGGCUUUGCCAGUGCCUCAAUGCUCUAACGCAGUUUGUCAGACCAUUUGUCCUUGAAACUGUUCAACACAUGGAGAUCACAUCGGGUGGCAAUUGCAAUGAUCUAAAGGAAGAACUACUAGGAUUUUGCCUGAAAAGUUUAAAGUAUCCAUUGCUAAUGGCAGAGCUUGAUCUAUUGGAGGAAGAGAUGGCUGAGAAUCCCCUUAGGCAGUUUGCAGCUGAGAUAGUUAGAAUUUUAGCGGAUAUUAGAGAAUUAUUUCCACAAGUGCGUUUUCAGUCAACAUGCAAAAGUGAAAGCUGGGAUAAUGAAGACUUAUGGAAAAUGGACAAGGAACAAUCUACAGAUGCUUUGGCGUGUCUGUCUUAUAUAGUAUUUGUUCAGGACUGUUUUGGUAUUGACUGCCUCCCAGUAGUUUUCAACCCAUCAUAUAUUUUGCAGUGCAAUAUGGUACAUAUUAGAGCUCUGUUGAAAAGGACAGAAGAAUCUGUUUUAUCAAAAGGACUUGCUCUUUUGGAAAACUGUCUCCUGAGAUUGGAGAAUAGCAGCCUUUUUCUUCAGUAUUUGGAGUUUGAAGGCUUUAUUACAACACCUCAGGAUUUGGUCAAGAUUAUGACCCAAUGCCCUUUUGAAUCUCUGAGAAAGAAGAGCUUGAAGAUUUUUCAGCUGUAUUUAGAUAAGUUUGAUGAAGAGGGAAAAUACAUAUUAUUUAGAGGUUUAUUAAAGACGAGCAACCAUUCUGGCGUGGAAGGACACAUUAUUCAGAAUAUUAAAAAUCAAAUUGAUUUGGCCUUAAAGAGGGCAGAAGGCAGCAGGUUUUUUAUUGGAGUCCAGCUGGUCUCUCUGUUGGACACGGUGCUCUCACUUCCUGAAGGUGCUGAAACUGAUCUCCUCCAGCACUCAGACAGGAUAAUGGCCUCACUGAAUUUGCUGAGAUAUUUACUUAUUAAGGAUAAUGAAGAUGUCAAUAAGACUUGUGUAUGGACAGAACUUUACAAGAUAGAGAGAUAUUUCUUGAAGCCUUUACACACUGGACUUAACAUGUCAAGAGCACACUAUGAAGCAGAAAUAAAGCGGAAGAAAGAAAACAAAAGAGCACGGCCUCGCAGUUCUAAAAAGACUUGUGCUCAGUUGGUAGCUGAAGCAAAGAUGUCAGGAAUUACAAAGGACAUGGAGCUUCAAGCUCUUCACUCUGCACUUUUCACAUUUGAUUUAAUGGAAAGUGUUCUGGCAAGGGUAGAAGAACUCAUUGAAAACAAAGGCUGCAACUGAAGAAACCACUGGAGUCAAAUAAAAUCUUUAUUUCAGUAUUUCACUUGUUAAGUCGGACUGACCAAAAUAUAACAUGCCAAUUGUUUAAAAAAUGCAAAAUAAUAAUUAUUACAGACUUCUAGAGAGGUUUUAGAAUAUAUCUUUCCUCCUAAACCUUCAGACGUUAGUCCCAGGAUUAUAUUGUGCUCUUGUUAUAUUUUGAAUGUCAGAACCGCAGGUAUCUAUCACCAUGCAGUUUCACACUAACGUUUUAUGUAACACUACCUAUUUAUAAAGGCAUACUAUGAAAUAAAGUACCAAUAUAAAAGUAAGCAAAAAGUACAAAAGGUAUUACUUGGUACAAUCAGUUUUAUUCACAAGAUUUAUGAUUAGACGGAUUACUAAAAAUUGAGGGAAACUAUUGUUCUGCUUGAAUCCCAUAAAAAUCAGAUGCAGAGAAUUGGUGAGAUCCUCCAGGGCAGUUUGAGAAACACAAUGGAAGGGGUGGAAGAUAAUUGGCAAAAGUUGUUUACUUUCUCUUGACCCUUCCCCUUCUAGCCGCAAGUCUCAGUUAGAUUGUAAUUUGUUCUAUGAAUAGUAGGACUUUCUCUAUUAACAGAAUCCAGCUGGUUCUGGAUUUAAUCCUAUAGAAUUAAGUCUCAUACUAGUGAAUAAAUUGACAAAAGCUGCUUAUAAUUUAAUUCCUAUCUUUGUCACAGGCUUAUUAUAUACAGAUGUGUUGGAAAGAUUAUUCUUAUUACAUAAAUUUCAAUCUGUACGAUACAAAUCCCCAUUGUAUAGUAAUACAAAGAGAAGAAAAAUAACAACAUUGCUAAAAUACAGAAUAAGAAUUAUCAAAAAGCAAAAAUAGAAGUGAGUAAACUAUUGUGAUGUAAAACUCUAAAUUUAGAAUCAUGUCUAUUAAUUGCUCUUUUUGAAUAAUGACCAUUCCCCCCCAAACUUAAUUAGAAGGUAUUGAUAUUCUUAUUUACAAGUUGUGGUUUAUAUCUGUCCUUCUUUUGUUUAUUGAAAGGAAAGUAUAUAAAGAUAACGUUCCUUUCUUUGUACCGGAGAUUAAACAUCUAAUUACAGAGAAUUUUUUAUUCUGAAUAUAUCUGUUAAAGUGUAUUUUCAGACAGGUGUUCUGAUUUUUUUUGUGGGUAUGUUUUUUAAAGCAGAAAA
Messenger RNA from Protobothrops mucrosquamatus (brown spotted pit viper), 2776 nucleotides. RefSeq names its product glomulin, FKBP associated protein (gene GLMN). Gene Ontology annotation, cellular component: cytoplasm. The coding region runs from base 11 to 1615 and encodes 534 amino acids. Gene Ontology annotation, molecular function: ubiquitin-protein transferase inhibitor activity. The transcript is spliced from 16 exons. NCBI's taxonomy places the organism in Eukaryota, Metazoa, Chordata, Lepidosauria, Squamata, Viperidae. The record is from RefSeq and is a predicted model, not a curated record.